Molecule: messenger RNA, 9164 nt
Organism: Drosophila albomicans
Lineage: Eukaryota; Metazoa; Arthropoda; Insecta; Diptera; Drosophilidae
Gene: RhoGAP19D
Product: serine-rich adhesin for platelets
Exons: 16
Coding region: 978-7403 (2141 amino acids)
Biological process (GO): signal transduction
Molecular function (GO): protein binding
Source: RefSeq, a predicted model, not a curated record
CAUACGUUGAAGCGCUCGCUUGCCAAGCGGAUGCAAUUUCGGACAAGAAAAGAAAGAAAAGCAAGAAUUAAUUUUGUUAUCUUUUAUUUUUUUUCGACGCUCGCAAUAUACACAAUUACAAACGCAAACAAUUAAGUAAACUGUGGUCAAACAGUAGUUGAAAUGAAAACAGAUUGCUGAUAACACCAAAUCGUAAUGCAUCCAAUAAUAAUAUUAAUAUAAUAACAAGUGUGCAGCCUUUUUUUUCGCCCGCGUGAAUUUGGAAUCGGGAAAUCGGGAAUCGUGAAUUGUGUGUUGUGCGUGUGUGAAAUUUGCUGGUAACACAAAAAAAGGCAAAGGAAAUAGAGAAAAAUUAUCGGCAUUUUAAACGCUUUUUAAAGGGCAUAACAACAACAUCCUCAACAUUCGUCGUGUACAUUAAGUGAGAGCAGCAAACAACAACAACCGGCGACAACAAAAUAAAAACACACACAGCAAAACAAUAAUAACAACAACUGGUCACACUGUGCAUCACAAUAUCCAUGUGCGUGAGUGUGUGUGUGUGUGUGAUUGAGUUUUAAAGCCGCCGAUGCCGUUUGGUAAUUUGUUGAUUCAUUAAACUAAACGUCUGGACCAAUGCGUUACCGUUAGGAGGUGCUAUGGUCUGGUGUAGCGCUAUCAUGGGCGUUCUGACGCCGCCCCCCCAAUAUUGGGUCAACAAACAAUGCGGACUUUGAACGGGCAAGGAAAAUAGAUACCCCCAAAACAAGAAGAAGAAAAAACCCCAGACCCAGACCGAACGAGAAGGUGUCGAGAGCGAAAGGUAUUCGCCAAAUCAAAUGAGGCUGCAACACGUAAGCAGCCAAACAGCAGGUUGACCAUCAUCAUCAUCAGCAGCAGCAGCAGCGGCAGCGGAGAAGCAGGCGACUCUCGGACUCGCUUCGUAAAGCGACAACAACAACAACAAAAAACAAAUCCAAAUUCAGGCUUAACAGAAAAUGUUACAAAACUCGAAUGCAGCAACAGCUCAGCCCAAUACCACAACAACAGCAGCAGCAGCAACAACAACCACAACAGCUGCCAUGGCAGCAGCAGCCGCGGCGGCAGCAGCAGCAGCAGCGGCGGCGGCGGCGGCAGCAGCGAACAAUGCAGCGAUAGCCGCGUCAUCCAUACAACCAAAGCUGGUUGUCAUCCGAAGGCGUCCGAAUCAGGGCUUUGGUUUUACGCUGCGUCAUUUUAUUGCCUAUCCACCGGAAGAUGAUGCCGCCAGCUGGCCUCAGGAAGCGACGAAUGUUGGAGUUGGCGGUGGCGGCGGCGGUGGCGGUGGCAACGGCAGUGUCGUCGGCUUGGAGCCAACUUCGCUGCCGCCAUACCAAGUGAAAGCGAUGGAGACCAUUUUCAUCAAAGAGGUGCAAGCGAACGGACCGGCUCACUACGCAAACCUGCAGACGGGCGACCGGGUGCUAAUGGUGAACAACACGCCGAUCGCAGGCAUCGCCUACAGCACCAUUGUGUCAAUGAUCAAACAGACGCCAGCGGUGCUCACGCUGCACGUUGUGCCCAAGGAGUGCGAUGUGCUGCAAAUGCACUAUACAAGCAUUGCCCACACUCCGGAAUCGAAUCGUUUAACGAUGUCCGCACAAGCGCCGCCGCCUCCUCAGUCUCAGCCUCAGACGCAUUCACAGUCGCAAUCGCUGGCUGCAGUUUCGCCAGCAAUGUUGGCAAAUGGCGCUGCAACCAUUAAAUCCACAUUUCCACAGCAACAGUUGAUCUCAUAUCCCGCUGUUGCCAACUCGUCGUCAUCACCGGCGUCGUCCUCAGUAUCGCCAGCAACGCCACAGCAGCAGCAGCAUCAGCAGCAGCAGCAUCAGCAGCAGCAACAUGCGCCGCCUCUCCAUGGCGGCAGUCGCUCUGGCAGCAUCACUAGCAAUGCCAGCGGCAGUGGCAUCCCCGGCAAUAAUAGCUACCACAAUCAACAACAGCAGCAGCAGCUGCAGCGUAAUCAGGCAAUCACCGGCAGCAGCGGCGGCGGCGGCGACUUUGGCGACAUGGCCUAUGGACUGCGCCAGCAGCAACUUUACCAUCAGCAUCAGCAACUGCUGUCCAGCAGCUUUAUGCGUCCCAAUCAGCCGCCAAAUCUAACAGUAUUAGCAAGCGCAACCGCGACCACGCCCACCACACGCCAGCCCAAAUCGGCAGCGGCCCUGAGCCAAGCACUGUAUGCAGUGAAUGCAAGCGGCGGUUGCGGUGUCGGUGGCGGUGGCGACAAUAGCGACCUGAUGAUACGACUGCGCGAGUCGAUCAAACAGAAGGAGGAGUUUCUUAAAUCGCCGCUGCCCUCCGGUGUGUUGUCCGCCUCUGGAUCUGUAUCCUCCAACGGCAACGCAUCGCAGUCAUCGCCGCAGCAGCAUCAACACCACCAGCAGCAGCAGCUGACCCAACAUUUUUUCCCCCCGCACACACCACCGGGAACAGGUGGCGGAGGACAACGGGUGCGCCAUCAAGUGUUGCUUAAGCAGCAGCAACAGCAACACCAACAGCAGCAACAAGUUGUCCUCGGGUGCGAUAUGUAUAACAGUUAUGCGGGCAGCAAGCUGGUGGCACGCCCCUUGGGCGCUGUGCCGUCCCAGCAGCGUCAGGUGGCAGUCAACGUGGCCAGCAACAACAAUGCGGCGGCCAAAUACGCCAAGGAGCUGGACUAUUUCGAGACACUUCAGGAGACGGGCGUAACCAAUAAAGUAUUCGAGAGCAAACUGGUCUCGCACAUGUCCAAGGGCUUUGAUCCGUUCAAGCCGCUGUCAAUCAACACAAACGCCGUCGCCUCCGAAUCGACCAGCAGCAGCAGCAGCAUUGGCCCAGCGGGCAAAAAGCAAAGUGUCCUCUACGAGUCACUGCAACAGCAUCCGCUGCAUCAAAUGCAGGCCAAAUAUCAGCAGCAGAGCUCCAGCAGCCACAGCCACAGCAGCAGCACUGUCGAUGGACAGACCAGCAGUCGCAUGGAGCUGCACAAGGCAACACUUGCGAAUGCCACCAUCGACACCACACCGAGCAAGUAUAGCGAAGUGGUGGGGCAUUCACAAAGCAUCAGCAGUUCCUCGCACACUGUGGCUACAUUAGCGGACAUUGCCGAGAGCAGCGCCGCUGCCAUUGUGGACACAACAAUCGGAGCUGGCACCGUUGUGCGACGUUACAAACCACUGGCGUCCAGUUCCUUUGACGAGGGCAAACCAAUGCGACGCAUCUCGUAUCUGCGUGCCACCAACAACGAGACCGAAUACCAUGCGGAGACAUCAGCAUCAGCAGCUGCGGACAGCGUAGCGCCAGCGAGUGCCGCCGUUGCUGCUGUUGCAGCGGCAGCUGCUGCAGCCGCCGCCGUUGUUGAGCCGCACAAGACGAAAGCGCUGGUCGAGGAGCAUCCGGAUCCCACGUACGAUGUCAUCGGCGGCACUGGCGGUGGCCAUGAGUUCAUUGAAACGCCCAAUGGAUUGGAGGAUGUGCGUCUGUCCACGCAUCAUAGCAGUCGACGUGCCUCCAUGAACAGCGACAUGCGUAGCAGCAUUCACAUUGAUGCCGAGCUGAAUGGCAAAUAUGUGCCCAACGAACUGGAGGCCUUCGAGACGGAAAUUGAAAUCAAGUCGUCUUGCAUCAAUGGCAAGCGCAUGUCGGAGUAUCGUUCGUGGCGCCAGGUGAAACUGGUUAUCGAAGGAGAUUUGCUGCGCAUUUACUCUGGACGCCAUGCCAAGUCGGAGCACAAUGUGAUAGAACUUGAUAUUAGAAAUUUUAAAUUCUAUGACGAGUCAUUGGACAAGAAGAAGUACUUGAUACGCAUGCAAUCGAAGCCAAGUGCCAGCGGCGCUCAUUUGGCCACAUUGGGCAACGAACUGAAUUUGGACGAUGCCCACGACAAGCUGACAUCGUCGGGCAGCAGCAGCGCCGCCGAACCGCAAACGCCGGCGGCAACAACAGCGACAGCACCAUCUUGUGGUCCCUACACCGAAAUACUGUUCAAGACCAAGAGCAGCAAUGAGAUGAAGCGUCUCUUUGGCCUGUUGCAGUGGAAGGACAGCCUCAACUACGAUGAUAACGAGCAACAGCUGGCGGGUAAACAGUUGGCGGAGCCACAGAAAACAGCUGCCACUUCCAGCUAUUUGGAUGAUGUCGCCGGCGCUGCAGAUAGCUCACCAUUGAGCUCGCACUCAGGUGGCGGCUUGGUGGAGGGACCCGUGGCUGCCUCGAUCGCAGCGGCUGCCACAACUGGCGAUUCCAUAUCGCCGGUGAUGAAAUUGCGCAAACCCUCAUCGCACAAGAAUGUGCCGGAUAAGGAUUUGGGUUCGCCCAAAUCAAAGAACUGGAAGGAUUUACUCUUUCGACGCGGCGGCAGCGGUGGCGGUGGCGUCUCUCACGGCGAUUUGUCAUCCUCUGCCUCGGGUUGUGCCAACAAAACGGGCGGCUCCAUUGGUUUACCGUUGCGUGCCUGUCCCAUGUCCAAAACGAAUGCAUAUGUGCCGCAUUUGGUGGAGGUGUGCACCAAUAUUGUGGAGACCAAGGGCCUUAGUGUGGUGGGCAUUUAUCGCAUUCCCGGCAACAAGGCGGCCAUCUCGGAGCUGUCCGAGCUGGUCAACAUGAAGGACUUUCAAUUCGAUAGUUGCGCCACCGACGAUCGCUGGGAGGAUGUGAAUGUGGUCAGCAGUCUGCUGAAGCUGUUCAUUCGCAGCCUGCCGGAUGCGCUGAUGCCGGCCAGUUUCUACAUCAAUUUCAUUGAGGCGGACAAGAAGACGGGCCUGGAGCGCAUUGUGCUGCUGAAGGAGAUUGUGGAAUCGCUGCCGCGACAUCCAUACGAGACGAUGAAACAUCUGAUCAAGCAUCUGUGUCGCGUCAGCGACAAUUGCGAGGUGAAUCGCAUGGAGCCAAAGAAUCUGGCCAUCAUAUUUGGCCCAUCCAUAAUACGCACACCGAACGAUACGCUGGAGACGGCGGUCAAAGACAUGAAGCAUCAGUGUCGCAUUGUCGAGCUGCUCGUCACGCAGUAUGAAUAUUUCUUUGAGAACGGCAUCUUACCGGAUGUGGCAGAGUUAAGCGGCGGUGCAGCGGCGCCGAGUCCGGCACAACCGCAGCAGGCGCAGGAGGAUCAAACGAGCAUGUUGCUGCACAAUCUAUCGAAGAUUGAGCGGAUCACGGAGCGCGAGACGCGCACCUCACGAUUCAUUCCACAGCUGCGAAGGCGGACUCAUGGCAAGCGCAGUGCCGUCAACUCGGACACGUAUUCCGGCGAGAGUCUACUGGUAAGCGGCAACUCCUCCUCUUCCAACUGCACCACCAACUCCACCACCACCACCACCAACAACACCACCACAACCACCACCUCAACCUCAACCACCACCACAACCUCAACCACCAUACGCACCAACAAUCAGCGACGAAUGCAGCGAAAGGCUGUGCAAAGCAUUUGUGAUUUUGGCCUAAUCCUGCCUGCUGUUCACUUUCAGUCGCUGGACUACGCCAAGGUAUCGGCGAGCAGCACCAGCAGCAGCUCGACGCUGCAUAGCAGCAAAACGAAUACCACAUCCACCACAACCACAAGCAAGUUAAUCAGUUCAUCGUCAUCGACAUCGACGUCAACCACAUCGCAAUCGGCGUCGUCGACAGCAAAAGGUUCGUCCUCCACAACGAGCACCAAGAAGCGCAGCACUGGCGGCUUUCUCUCCGGUUCACGCAGCUCCCAGACACGCAAGGCCAGUCUCGACGAGAAGGAUUCGGGUAGCGUGGGUUCGGCCAGCAGCACAACAGGCGGCAGCGGCGGCAAGCAUGAGAAACAACAACAACAGCAACGCAGCAGCGUUGACAUCUCCAUACUGCUGACCGACGAUGACUCGAGCAGUCGCCUCAGCGAUACUGGUUCCAUGUCGCUGACCACGAUUACGGAUACUCUCGACAGCAAGCUGCGUAAUUUGCGCAGCGGUUCCGAGUCGAACGAUGAGAACGGCUCACCUGAAUUUCCCAAGAAUCGUCGGCACACACUCGGUCAGCCGCUGCACUUGCACUCUGAGAACAUUCCUUAUGCGGACGAAUCGCCGGAGCGUUUGUUUCACACAUUUUGCGCUCUGGACGCGCCCCAUUCGCUGCUGCUGAGCCGCUCGUGCACCGCCACCAACAGUUUGGGCGGUGACACCAAGGAGGACAAACAGCAGCAGCAGCAACAACAGCUGCAGCAGCUGAUGAUGAAACCCGUUGUUGCUCCAUUGCCCGCGAAUUUGCUGAAAGCAGCGCAUAAGCUGCAGCAUUCGGCCACGGCGCCCAUACAUCAGGGCAGCUCAACGGCGCCAGCAAGUGGCGCUGCCACGCCCACCGCCGGCACCGGCUCCAGCAGCGCCUCCACGCCGUUGGCCAGCACCCCGAGCUCGCAGACAGCGUCGACGGUGCAACGCAAUUCGUACAGCAGCAAGAAUCUGCGCUUUAGCAGCUCGCUGGCCUACGAACGGGGCAUUGGAUGUGGCGUUGGCGCUGGAGCCGGAUCCGAUGAUGAUUCGGAGGGUUCGACAACCAGUGAUCCGAAGGAGAAACUGCUGAUGGCAUCGCCAUCGUUUUUUCUCGAGCGCUACAAUAAAAAGCGACGCGACCAUCGACUCUUUCGCAGUGCCAGCUUCAAUUGUCGCAACUAUUCGACGCGACACAUGAGCAACAGCAACUCAACAUCAUCGUCAGCUGCUGCGGCCGCUGCUGCAGCCGCCUGCUGUUCCCCCACAUCGUCGUCGACAGCGUCGUGGGCGCAUGCCGCUGCCGCACUGACCAAGGACGAAAAGACUGACAUGAAUCUGACGAAGAAGCGUCAGAUACAAAACAAGCAGAAUCGUUCCAUUAAACGGCGUCACACAGUCGGCGGACCACACGACUAUGCGGCCAAUAGUGGCGCUGCGAUUCCCAGCGCUAGUGGUGGUCACGAUCUGGCCGCCAUCAAUUACAAUCACCACAAUCGGCAUCAUCAGCAGCAGCUGCUGAAAUUGGGUGGCGCUGGGGGCGGAGGAGGAGGCGGCGGCGGCACAGAGGAGACAACCACGACGACAACCACAACGACAACAGUGUUGCGUAGAUUAGGUGCGCCAGCGGCGAGUGUGAGUGGAGUCAGUGUCAGUGAUGCGGCCAAUGUGGCGUUGCCCGUCUCGUCGGGCACAAGCUCGAGCAACAAUAGCAGCAGCAGCAGCAACAGCGGCAGCAAUGCGACCAACAACAACAAUAACAACAAUUCGCCACUUAGUGAUGGCAGCAAUGCGAAUAGCGCAUCAUCGAAUGUUGGCGGUAGCAACAACCCUGGUGGCAGCAGCUCGAAUAACAGCAGCAGCAGCAGCAGCAACACUGGCGUCUCAGCUGGCGAUCAGGUAUUGGAGGUGGGCAUACGUAUUAAGAAUAUCAAUCGAGGACGUUACUAAACAGCAACACAACACAAUAAUGAAUCAGAGCGAGAGAGGAGUAUGGCAGCAAGAGCGAGAGAGCGCGAGAGAAUUGUACAUACAGAAAAUAAGAAUAUGUUCAAGAAAAAGUAUUUAUUUACAAUGGCAAAUCGAAACCUCACAUAUACACUCAACACACACACACACACACUCAACGUGGGAACAAGAAACACGAAGGAGAAGGAGAAUGCGUGGUAGUAAUAGAUAGAGGGAGACAGAUCAAGAUAGAGAGGGAGAAAGAGAGAUAAAGCUAUUUUGUAAAACCUAUACACAGUACGGGAAAUAUGCUUAGCCCAUAUAUAUUUGUAAAAUAAUCAUGUUUAUACAUAAAAAGCAAAGGUAUAUACACAUACAUAUAUGUAUUAUAGAGAUAUAUACCAGAUAUAGGUAGAACUUGGCUCAAAAGUUGAUAUAUAAUUAUUUAAAGAAAACCAAUCUACAACAUAUAUACAAUAAACCAUGCAAUGUCGCCUGCCCAGAGAGUGCUUCAAAGGAGACACACACACAGAGACAGACAGACGGACAUAAUUCGGACUGUAUGUAGUUUUGUACCUGUACCUGUCGAUGCGAUGCUAAUGCAAUGCAAUGGUGAUGAUGUUAUAAGUUGGGUGGUAGCUAGCAGAGCGUGUAGCUGCCGCAGUUGCAGCAGUUUCGGUGCCUUUAUUACUUUGCUUUAAAAUGUUGUUUGGUGACAUGAUUUAGGGAACAAUGCACAAUAGGAAGAUGGUUUGUGCAGACGACGACGAAGACCAGUCAAUCCAUUCUUGGUGGCUGGGCAGCUUAACAUCAUUGGCCCCAUUGCAAAAACAGACAGAGCAUAAUGUGUGUACUACGUUAACACACAAGAGGAGUAAACUAACUAUAUACAUACAUACUACUUGGUGUAUUUUGGUGCUCGCGCGGUGUCAUUAGUCUAAGAAAAUCGACCAUGAAAUUUGUAUUUUGUGUUUUGUGUAUUUUGAAAUUGUCAUAAGUUAACGAUAAAUGUGUUGAAUCCUCUUGGAGUUACAUACAUAGCAGGCGACAGACAACAAACAAAUUAUGGUGUAAACACACGGUACGCAACAAAUCUUAUAAAAUUUCCCCCAGAUGAGGUUUUUUUUUUGUAUUGUAUAUUAUGUUAAUGUCAAGUCGACCGCUUAUGAGUAUCCAUUAUAAAUUAUAUACUACAUACACAUACAUAUAUAUAUAUAUAUAUUUAAAUAUAUACACUUACACACAUAUAUAUGUAUGUUUCAUAUAUCCGAUCAUUUACUUGAAUACCGACCAUAAGUCAAAAGGUUUUGGAAACAAUGCAGAAUGUAUUGGAUCGAAUCGUGUUGAGUUAUGGCAAAUGUCAAGCUAAUGAUUGUGCAAUUGUAUAUUUUUUGAUAUUAUCUUAAGUUAUAUUCAACACGCAAAUAUUGAUGAAAACGAAAAUAUGAAAAAACGCAAGAGAAAGUUACGCAUACAUAAUUAAAUAUUAAGUGAUUAGAACCUAUAGUUGUAUAUGUAGUUUUAUACAAACACCCGCAUACGCACACACACACACAUGCAUAUUAUAUAUAUUUGUAUAUAAAUGCAUGUUUAUACACACACUGACACACGUACAUAAAUAUGCAUAUUGUAUAAAACUUUUCUUUGUAUAUACCAUUUAUCUUGCUAUCUUCUGAUACUUUCGAUUUGUUUAACUAUUAUUAUUAUUAUAAUUUUCUCCUCUAUAUAUAAUUAUAUAGACAUGCUAUAUACAUAUAUAUAUAU